CCUUAUUGCGAGAACCGCGAGAACCAGUGUGAACACUUGGCAAAAUUGUAAUUAUGUGGUACUUAUUAUAAAACACGCGCCCCUCUGUUUCAUAACUCUGUUCACGAUCAGUAGUUAGGGUUUCAUUCAACAGAUCAGAACUUUGUAUACAUCGACGACGGUGGCCGACGACGUUCACAUAACUCACCGGAGUUCACGACGGUGGCAUCCGGUCACGGUGUUUCCAGCGGCAUUCACAACGACAACCCACCAUUUACACCCUCUACAUGGCAGCCUCUGAUUCAUCAAGUGUCAAUUAUCACACAUCUGAUGUUCCUCCUCAUACAUUUUAUGAUAAUCCUCCUCAUAUCUUCAUGGCAUCAUCUGAUUCAUCAAGUGUCGAUUCUCACACAUAUGAUGUUCCUCCUCAUACAUUCUCUGGUAAUCCUCCUCAUAUACAUCUGAUGCUGUUCUAAAUUGUGAUCUGGUUUGUGUCCUAGGGUUAAAUUUGAGUUCUACUUUUCGUGUGUAUGCGUUAGGAACAAGCUAUGAAUUGGUCAUGAUCUAAGUUGUUCUUAUGAGUUUCCAUGAGUGUAAGGUAGGUAAAAGUAAAGUAGAAUGAAAUAGGAGCCAGUUGAAGCUUGCUUGGGUAGCCGAUUUCGUAUGGUGAUCUGCCAGUAUUUGUGUUAACCGAGGUUUUUAAGAACGUACUGAUAGUUAGGUAUGGAGAAGACUGUUAUAUAAUCUUUUAGUUCUACAUCUGCAAGUAGUCUUGUGGUAUUCUAGCAGAGACGAUGAGUUCAUGGACUUAAUAAGAUUGUUGUCGAUAUAUUUUUUCGUUUUGUAGCUUUUAGCUAAUUGCAUAUGGUGAUCUUCCUGGAUUUGUGUUUACCAAGGUUUUAAACUUUUAAGUAUCUACUGAAAAAUAACUAUUGAAAAGACUAUUCUAUAAUCUUUUAGUUCUUCAUCUGUAAGUAAUUUUGUGGUAUUCUGGCGUAUAAGAUGAGAUCAUGUACUGGUUAAGAUCUUUGUCGAUAUAUCUUUUUAAUUUGCAUGUUGUAGAUACUCUGUAAAUAUUAUAUUAAAUGAUAUGCACAUAUGCAUUAUAUUUACUGUAAAUGAUCUUGUAUUAAAUUAUAUGCACAUGUGCAUUAUAUUGAUUGUAAAUGAUAUUGUAUUAAAUUAUAUGCACAUGUGCAUUAUGUUGAAAAUUAGAAUAUAUCAUUGAUGUAUGUAUUCUGAACAAGUGCCUUAUAGAUAACUAUCCAAUUAUGUACAGAAUGGCAGCAAACAAAGGGUCUUGGGUGGCGGAUAACUACAAAAAAAUAGGGGAGUUGACUAUGUGGGAUUGCAAAUGGAAUAACUAGUCGACAACCGGGGAUUCAUGGGUGGAGUUUACGCAGCUUUUGGCACUGCUGAGAGACACCAGAAUGAAGACGGGUCAAUAUGGGUGGGGUUGGCACUCGGAAAAAUAAGUCGACUUUUACAGAUAAACCUAUACUACUGGACUUGGGUUUGGUUAAGUUGAAUUUGUCCAAGAAUAUGUAUUCUAGUCCACUUGAUUUUGCCUCCGAUGUUCGGUUGGUGUUUGAGAAUGCGAUGCUUUAUAACCCCAAGACGGAUGAGGUUCAUGGAAUGGCUCAUCAGCUGCUGUCCUAUUUCGAGAUGCUUUUUAGACCGAUUCAGGCGAAAUUGCCUACUAAUCAGCGUGUGAAUUGGUUUCUGCUGUAGAUGAAUUCGAUGGAAGUUCGUGUGACGAUAUACAGACGCCUGAUAGAUCCAAGAAGCCGAAAUUUAGUGACCCGGUUGCUCCUGUUUUAAACAAGCAAAAUCACUCGACUGCAUCUAAACCGAUCAUCCCACCUGUUGUUCAGCCGCCAAAGCGGACGCCAUGCCAAUGCAGGCUGCAGAACCAUAACCAGAACAGAUCAAAUCGUCAUCAACUAUAACACAAGGAACUGUGCCGAAGCUGCCCAAGCCCAGAGCCAAGGAUCUGAACAAGAGGGACAUGAACAUGGAAGAUAAACAUAAAUUGGGGUUAGGGCUGCAAAGUAUGCCACCAGAUAAGAUACGACAUUUGUUGCAGAUCGUAUGUAAGAGGAACGAUCAGUUGGCGCAAGAGGGUGAUGAAAUAGAGCUUGACAUAGAGGCUUUGGACACAGAAAUGCUCUGGGAGCUCGAUCGGUUUGUCACCAACUGGAAGAAACUAGUGAGCAAGACGAAAAGGCAAGCACUUUUAGUAAACAUCGCAACGGUCGACAUUGAUGAUGUUGAGGGAAUGAAGAAAAACAAUAAGGAAUCAGGGGAAGAAGAUGUCGAUAUUGGCGAUGAGAUGCUGGAGAGCAGCUUCCCACAUGUGGAGAUUGAGAAAGAUGAUGGUGGUGGUCAGGGUCAAGCUGCAGGUCAUGGAAAUGAGAAUGCAAACAGCAGCUCCAACGUACCAUAAUAAUGGACAUGUGCAUACAUGUUUUAUGUUUAACUUAACAUGGUUAUUUGAUACGGAAUAAAAAUAUGCACACGCGCAA
Helianthus annuus (common sunflower) is the source of this 2504-nucleotide messenger RNA. Its product is annotated as transcription factor GTE7. Lineage: Eukaryota; Viridiplantae; Streptophyta; Magnoliopsida; Asterales; Asteraceae. The record is from RefSeq and is a predicted model, not a curated record. The transcript is spliced from 2 exons. Bases 1988 to 2425 code for a protein of 145 amino acids.